GGAAGAGAGUAGCGGAAAGUGAGGAACGUUCGGACAACGUGAGUCACAGAUCAUGGCUCUGAAUAAGUCUAUGCACCCCAGGAACCGCUACAAAGACAAACCCCCAGACUUUGCCCAUCUGGCUGCCAAAUAUCCAGACUUCCAGCAGCAUGUCCACACCAGCCUCACCGGGAGACCUGUGGUGAAUUUCAAAGAGCCGGAGGCGGUGCGAGCGCUGACCUGCACCCUACUGAAAGAGGACUUUGGUUUGACCAUUGAGAUCCCUCUGGAGCGCCUCAUACCCACCGUCCCUCUGCGCCUCAACUACAUCCACUGGGUGGAGGACCUCAUCGACGGCCAGAAACAACCACGCAGGGGCAUCGACAUCGGCACGGGGGCGUCUUGUAUCUACCCCCUGCUGGGAGCCACAAUGAACGGCUGGUACUUUCUCGCCACUGAGGUUGAUGACAUCUGCUUUGACUACGCUACGAAAAACGUGGAGCAGAACAACCUGUCUGACCUCAUUAAAGUCGUCAAAGUUCCCCAGAAGACUUUACUGAUGGACGCCUUGAAAGAAGAGACAGAGAUCGUGUAUGACUUCUGCAUGUGCAACCCUCCUUUCUUUGCCAACCAGCUAGAAGCUAAGGGAGUCAACUCCAGGAACUCACGGAGACCUCCUCCCAGCUCAGUGAACACAGGCGGGGUGACGGAGAUCAUGGCGGAAGGUGGUGAACUGGAGUUUGUCAAGAGGAUCAUUCAUGACAGCCUGCAGCUCAAGAAGCGCUUGCGGUGGUAUAGCUGCAUGUUGGGGAAGAAAUGCAGCCUGGCACCUUUGAAAGAGGAGCUGAGGAAGCAAGGGGUGCCCAAAGUGACCCACACAGAGUUCUACCAGGGACGGACCAUGCGGUGGGCGCUGGCCUGGAGUUUCUAUGAUGAUGUCAUUGUUCCGUCUCCUCCCAAUAAGAAGCGUAAACUGGAGAAAGCUCGGAAACCUCUGUCGUUCACACUUCCACAAGCCGGGCUGAAGGAGCUCCAGGCGAGGGCCUCCGCCAUCAACGGCUCCGCCCGUAACCCUGUGGACAGCGUCACUGUUCUGGUGGAGAAGAAUCUCACUGAUCUGCGGGUGCUGUACAAACAUGUCCCAUGCAGAAAGCAACAGCAGAGCCUCUUUGUGACGGCUGUGGAGAACACGUGGAUCCACGGUCGGCAGAAACGGCGUGAACACAAACGUCAGUUGCGAGAGCUGCCCAGAGCGCCUCACUGCGUUGCUUCCAGCUCUCAAAGCGCUGCGGCCACAGCUGUUCUUGCCACAAACCCAUCCUCUCAAAACCAGCUGUCACCCACACAAAACACCCAGGAUGAUGACGCCGAAGACAAAACCGCAGAGGAGAGCAACGGGGCCUCUUCAAAUGAGAUGGGCUUACUCGGAGAAGAGAAAGAGGAAGACGCAACGGGUGACAACAUGGACAUGCAGUCUUCCACCUGCACAGAAGAUGCAGCGAGUGAACCACCCUCAAAGCGACCCCUGAGCCCGAGUGCAGUUGAACACUUCCUGUUUAAGUGUCUGCUGAAUGUGAUGCUCGAGGAGAGUGACGUGGUGGUUGAGAUGCACUGGGUAGAGGGUCAGAACAAAGACCUGAUGAACCAACUGUGCACUUACCUGAAGAACGCACUUUUGAAGUCUGUCGCAAAGUCCUGAAUGGUAAAAAUAAGAAUUCUUGAAAAUAUUAUUUUUAGUGAUUUAGUAUCAAGUUCCUGUAUGUUUAAGGUUUUUUUUGUAAAGUUACAAUGAUCAUACUUUACUUAACAACAUGAAACUUUUAAGAUUAUAAGAAAUGGUCGAAUUCACUGUGACUCCUGACGGUUAUACCAGUUAUUAUGUAUUAAUGGAGUCUAACGGAUCUAAUUUUCCUGUACUUGUCAGUGAACCUGUACAUUUUUGUUCUCAAAAACUGUCAACAUUUUGAAUAAAUGUUCUUUUUAAUAACAUGUCUGCUGUUUUGUUGUGCAUCUUUAUUCAUAAUCAAACAUUUUUGAUAUUUUGAGAUUUUUGAGGAUGCAGUACCUUGAAAUGGCCACUAGAUGACAAAGAUGUAUGCAUUUUUUUAAUUAAUAAAGCUAUUCCUGUUAUGAUCUUCUAUAUUAAGAUAAAAUUUAAUCUGAGCCUUAUUAGAUGUUAUGAAUAGCCUUUACUUGACAGUUGAUCUCAAAGUGGUUUGAUUAAACAUACCGUGUGUAAUCCAGGAUGUUCCUGGAGCCCCUCAGUCGUCCCUGUGCCUGGAGAGGCUUCAGCAUCAUUAGAGGCUAUUAUUACUGUGUUACAGCUGACAUAUUUCCUGAGUAGAGCUCAGUGAAUAGCAGGAAGGGACCCCUGAAUAUCCAGGGUCAUGUCUAUGCACAUGCACAUCCAUUGUUUUUGUGAGCGUGUG
This is a messenger RNA of Scomber japonicus (chub mackerel), 2408 nucleotides long. RefSeq names its product methyltransferase 16, N6-methyladenosin (gene mettl16). Gene Ontology annotation, biological process: rRNA base methylation. Bases 53 to 1678 code for a protein of 541 amino acids. Gene Ontology annotation, molecular function: 23S rRNA (adenine(1618)-N(6))-methyltransferase activity. The transcript has 10 exons. The record is from RefSeq and is a predicted model, not a curated record. Lineage: Eukaryota; Metazoa; Chordata; Actinopteri; Scombriformes; Scombridae. Gene Ontology annotation, cellular component: nucleus.